Messenger RNA from Betta splendens (Siamese fighting fish), 1922 nucleotides. RefSeq names its product sushi domain-containing protein 3 (gene susd3). The transcript has 5 exons. Lineage: Eukaryota; Metazoa; Chordata; Actinopteri; Anabantiformes; Osphronemidae. Gene Ontology annotation, cellular component: plasma membrane. The record is from RefSeq and is a predicted model, not a curated record. Bases 733 to 1566 code for a protein of 277 amino acids.
CAUACUGUAUCGAGUCACUGCCGGAGGAGAAUGAGCCCUAAUUGCAUCGUUGACCUCACGUUCACAGCGAACCACGGACCCACAGCCACGUGCGCCCGGUCCGACCUGCCCCUGCUCCAGCUAAUCAGCGGUGAUGGAGUGGCUCCUCAGGCACAGCCUCUGCAGCAGCGCUGACCAGCAGCUUCCUGCGUCUCUCAGGUCAAAUGAACAAUAAAACAGCGUUUUCUCUCGUUUGUUGCCCUUUGUUUCCUGCUCCAGCGCUUUGGAGUCAUUUGGUGAUACUGCCUCCUGAUAUAAUAACUGCUGUGUGUUAUCGGGCUCCUGAGCAGAGGGCGUCACGGAUGUGCUCUGCACAGUUUGAACUCUGCCUGAAGUCACAUGGUUGAAACUGAAGGCUGGCACCACAUCCUCCCGCCGCAGCCGAGCUGCUGAGCUGAUCACGGGCCACUGUCCCGCUCACGGCUCUGAAUCCGGCUUGAAGCGACAGGAGACGCACGCGUCUCCACCGUCACCGUGUGUUUUGCGCCGCUCAUCCGCCUGCGCCAAAGUGACCGGAGCCGGAGCGCGCGGCCCGAACAGGCGCUGGAGCCGCGCGGCGUCGCGUUGGGGGUGGGAGGACUCAGUGGACGAGCCGCUCGCUGGGAAGUGACAGGCGAGCGUAAUCCGACGGAGAGAGACGCGCUGAGGGCGCGGACGCUCCACUCCUUGACGCACAGCCACGCAGCGGCCAGGAUGCCGGCGGCUACGGCUCCGAUGGCAGACGCUUCACCGAAGCCGAGGGACAGAUCAGCUCGGACCCAGGCCCAGUGUGCUCCCCGGCCGCUGCCGGCGCUGGGAACCCAGAGGAUCAUCCAGGGCAACGGCACCGACGUGGGCACCGUGCUCUCCCUGCAGUGUCCGGACAAACACAAGCUGGUGGGCGGCGAGCUGAAGUGUGUGCUGGCCGUGAACAGCACCCACUGGGUGGGAGAGACCUACUGCAAACCUCUGUCUCUCAUUGAGGACUACGGCUUCCGUGUGGCCGUGUUAGCGUCCAUUGUCAGCUUAGGCGUCAUCUUCAUCAUGUCCGUCGCCUUCAUCACAUGCUGUUUGCUCGACUGCAUAAGAGAGGACGAGAGGAAGAAGCAGCAGAGGGAGUCAGACUUGACGUGUGAGGAGCAGGUCCAGCACCGCGGGGAGAUCGGGUCCCACUACAGUCACAAAGGCAGGAACAACAACAACAACACCCGGGAGAAGAUGGCGCCGGCCGCGUGUGAAGGAGCGCACGGCUGCAGAUGUCAGGGAGACGCUGCAGGGCCUCACUUCACACAUGGCUGCUCCUCACCUGCUGCUCUGCCCGGUCCAGACUACGGCCUGCCCCUGUUACCCAGAAACCCAGAACCUGCACGCCCCGCUCCACUUUCAUACCCAGGACCUUUAUUCUCCUGCCAGACGUCCUUAAUGGGACCUGACCUGCUUCAUGGAGAGCAGCAGAGGCGCUGGUCACAGCAGAACCCGCCACCCACCGACGAGUCCAACGCGAUGAACCCUGUCAAAGAGUUUUCCAUACGGAUUAUAUCAGUGUGAGAACACGCUUCCAGCGUCUCCUUUAUCAGUGGCAACCAUUAACUGGACCCCUGCUGCGUUCAUCUUGUACAGGAUGCAGGAUGAGGCCUCAGUGCCUUGUGUGAACCGUGGUGACGCACUGCCCCCUGCUGGGCGGCCGCAGCCAUUGCAGCUUCAGAGCGCUGCCAUUAAAACACUGGACGGUUGAUGGACUUCAUUAGAGCUAAUUGAGUUAAAGCAGAUGAUUAAGUGAAUCUCAAUGUCUGAUGUGUUUGUGGGGCAAAAUUCACAACUAUUUAAAAGCAGCUAAACCAGCUGGACAGCGUGUGUAAAUAUGCGUCUUUAAGAAAUGCGAAUAAAUCAGAUCUGCUGCUAAA